Molecule: messenger RNA, 2823 nt
Organism: Aureobasidium subglaciale EXF-2481
Lineage: Eukaryota; Fungi; Ascomycota; Dothideomycetes; Dothideales; Saccotheciaceae
Exons: 1
Biological process (GO): negative regulation of hypoxia-induced intrinsic apoptotic signaling pathway; cellular response to hypoxia; endoplasmic reticulum unfolded protein response
Cellular component (GO): endoplasmic reticulum chaperone complex
Molecular function (GO): ATP-dependent protein folding chaperone; ATP binding
Source: RefSeq, a predicted model, not a curated record
AUCUCACACCCCUUUUUCUUUUUCGCAUUGCUGUUUAUUGCAUUCGCCUCGACAGCAUCUGCAGCAUCAGCAGUAUUGGGAAUUGAUUUCGGCGGUGCAUACAUCAAAGCAGCAAUCGUAAAGCCUGGAGUACCACUCGAUAUCGUCCCCACCAAAGACUCAAAGCGCAAAGAGGCUGCCGUCGUUGGUUUCAAGCCAGUAUCUGGAUCUGCCCUCGACUUUGGCUCCUACCCCGAGAGACUGUACGGCGGAGAUGCUCUGGCUCUCGGUGGUCGCUUCCCUGGCGAUGUCUUCACCAACCUCAAGACCCUCCUUGGCCUCGUACCUGGUGACCACGCCGACACAAUGAUGAGGAACUACAGCUCACGCCAUCCCGUAAUCAAGUCGAAGUUCGAACAAGAGAAGGGAACCGUCUCAUUUGAGUCUAGUGCUUUCAGCUCGUCCGAAAACUCAUGGAGUCUCGACGAGUUGCUGGCUAUGGAGCUUAAGAACAUCCGCACGAACGCUGAGGCCAUGUCCGGUGGUAACGGAGGUUCCGUCUCAGAUGCAGUCAUCGCUGUGCCUGUUCACUGGACCGCAGAUGAGAGACGUGCCAUCGAGCGCGCCGCCGAUUUGGCUGGUAUCAACAUCAUGAGUCUCGUCAGCGACGGACUGGCCGUCGGUAUCGACUACGCUGUCAAGCGUACUUUCCCUAGCGUCAGCAAGGGCGAGAAGCCUGAGUACCACAUGAUCUUCGACAUGGGCGCUGGUUCGACCACUGCCACUAUCCUCAGAUUCCAAUCCAAGGACGUCAAGGACAUCGGUCGCUUCAACAAGACCAUUCAGGAGGUCGCUGUUAUGGGCGCUGGUUGGGACAAGACUCUUGGAGGAGACGAACUCAACGCACUCAUCGUCGACUACCUGGUCGACAGCUUUGUCGCUAAGCCUCAGGCUGUCAAGGCCGGCAUCACCGCUGAAGAGGUCAAGGGUCAUGGUAGAACUGCUUCCAAGAUCUGGCGUGAAGCUGAGCGUGCAAGAAUGGUUCUCAGUGCAAACUCCGAAGUCAGAUCAAGCUUCGAGGGCCUGUACAAGGAUAUCGACUUCGCUACUAAGCUCUCCAGAGCCGAGUUCGAGAAAAUGGCUUCGUCCCACGCUGACCGCAUCAAGACCCCUGUCCAGCAGGCUCUGGAUGCUGCUAAGCUCUCUUUUAAGGAUCUCGACUCUGUCAUCCUUCAUGGUGGCGCCAUCAGAACACCUUUCGUUCAGAAGAAGCUUGAGUCGAUGACUGGCAAGAACACCGAAGUGCGUGGUAACGUCAACUCGGACGAGUCGGCCGCAUUUGGCGCCGCCUUCAAAGCAGCCGGUCUGAGCCCCAGCUUCCGCGUCAAGGAGAUUAGAGACAUCGAAGCCGCUGUCUACCCUGCUGGCAUCAAGUACCCAUCAGAUGGUAAGGAGAGACAGCAGAAGCUGUUUGUUCCCACUUCCCAGGCUGGACUUGCAAAGGAGAUUGCCGUCAAGAAUCUUGAUGAUUUCACCUUCACCAUCUUCCAGACCGUUGGUAGCCAAGACCGUCAGGUCACUGAAGUUCAGACCCAGAACUUGACCGCUUCCGUCGAAACUCUGACCACCAAGUUCGGAUGCUCCAAGGACGAGAUCUCGACCAAGCUCAAGCUUCGCAUUAGCCCAAUCGAUAGCGUUCCGGAACUUGUUUCUGCAUCUGUCAGCUGUGAGGUCGACGGUGGCAAGGUUGGCGGUCUUGGAGACUCAGUCAAGGGACUAUUCGGCUUCGGAUCCAAGAAGGGCGAACAAGAGCCCCUUGGCGAAGCCGAAGAAGUUGAGACCGUCUCUGAGUCAAGCUCAUCGUCAGCCAGCUCUUCCAGUGCCUCGAAGGCCAAGUCAAGCGGCUCUGCGACACCUGAGGCCGAGGUCAAGAACAAGAAGCGUACCGAAAUCAUUCCUGUCAAGUUCGCCACUGUCGUCAAGGGUCUUCCCCAACCCGCACCCGAAGAGAUCAAGCGCAUGAGAGAACGUCUCACUGCCUUUGAUCGCUCUGAUAUGUCUCGUAUUCAGAGAGAGGAGGCUUUGAACGUCCUCGAAGCAUACACCUACCGUACCAGGGAUCUUCUCGAGAACACCGACUUCAUUGGUGCCUCUACCGAGGCCGUUAGAUCUCAGCUCACUUCUCUGCUCAGCAGCACCAGCGACUGGCUAUAUGGUGAAGGCUCUUCUGCCAAGGCUGAGGCUUUCAAGAGCAAGCUUGCUGACCUCAAGGCUAUUGUUGAUCCUGUUCAGAAGCGCAGAGAGGAAGCUUCAGCACGACCUGAGAUUCUCAAGUCGCUGCAGAGUUCUCUUGAUCAGACAAAGUCAAUGGUCGACGCCAUCGGCAAGCAGAUUGCUGCUUCGAUUUCAUCUGCCUCUGAAGCUGCAUUGUCAAGCAGCACCAGCACUGAAGCCAGCCCCAGUCCCAGCGCUGCUGAUGACUUGGACGACCUUGAUGAGCCCGAAACUUUCACUUCUUCUUCGGUCAAGCCCAGCGAGACCCCCAGCAUGAUGCCCUACACCGAAGACGACCUCACCUCCAUCACCAAGGCCUAUGAGAGCGUCGCCGAAUGGGUCAAGACCAAGAUGGCCGAGCAAGACAAGCUCCAAGCUUUCGAGGACCCCGCAUUCACAGUCAAAGAGAUGGAACUCAAGGCGAAAGAGCUCAACAAGGCUCUCAUGGACAUGGUGACCAAGAAGAUGCAAAUGCCCAAGCCCAGCAGUAAGAGCAGUAGCUCUAGAAAGGCUAAGGCCACAAAGAGCAAGAAGGCAAAGUCUAGCAGCAGUGAGACGUCUACGGCAUCG